CGGGAGUCAACAAACAAAUGCUUGCCUACUAAGCGUGAUUGGAAUUUGACAGAAGCAAUUUGUAAUAGGCUGAAGAAGUUUAAUGAUGCCACUGAACUAUUCUCUGGCACCAAAUAUCCCAUUGCAAACUUGUGUUUUGAAGUAGUUUGUGAGAUUAAAAUUGCUUUGGGUCAAUGGUGUGUUUGUGGAAUUCAAACCAUUGAAACUAUGGCCAUGAAUAUGUUAGAAAAAUUUGACAAGUAUUGGUUUGAGGUGCAUGUUUUAAUGGGGGUAGCAGCUAUACUUGAUCCAAGGUAUAAAACAGAAGUUAUGGACUGUUACUUUCCUGAGAUUUAUGGAGAAGAAAGUGGCAGUAAAAAGGAGAAGCUUACUAGUAUUUGUCGUAAGUUAGUUGAGGACUAUGAAGAUAAGGAAAAAGAGCAAGAAAAAGAAACAGAUUGCACUCAACUGAGCAGUUCACGAGCUGCUGCAAGUGAGAACGAGGUAACAAGCAAGUUUGCUUAGUAUGCUUCUACAAGGAAGAGGAAGCCUUCAAGGUCAGAGCUGGAUUCUUACUUGGAAGAUGGGAUUAUAAACAACACACCUGAUUUCGAUGUGUUGUGUUGGUGGAAAUCAAACAGAAGCAAGUACCAUAUAUUGCAUAAGGUUGCAAGGGAUAUACUGGCUAUUCGUGCUUGAACAGUGGCCUCAGAGUCUGCCUUUAGUACUAGUGGAAGAGUGAUUUCUUAUCAUCGCAGUAGGCUGCAUCCAGAUAAUGUUGAGAGCUUGAUGUGUGCUCAAAGCUGGUUGCAUGGCACUUCUCAAGCAGCAGGUUCCACAUUAGAGAAGGCCAGGAAUGGUACUGUACUUGAGGAUUCAGAUGCAAAGUCCGAGAAUGAGGCUGAGGUGGUGCAAGUUACUGGAGGCAAAAGAGACUGAUAGUCUUAAGCCUAUAGGCUACAUGGAGGCUAGCAGAUGUGGGUGGUUGGGUGUUGCUGGGUGUUCUCAGUUCUGAUGGUGGGUUUGGUGGUUUUCAACUUGCUGCUGUUGCAUGAAGAUUGAAGAACAUUGGAGCUUUUUU
Linum tenue is the source of this 1060-nucleotide messenger RNA. The record is from the annotation of a GenBank genome assembly. NCBI's taxonomy places the organism in Eukaryota, Viridiplantae, Streptophyta, Magnoliopsida, Malpighiales, Linaceae.